ACAAAGAUGGCGGACAAAUCUGUCAGUGAUAUCUUAGCUCUUCUUUGUAGCCAUGUGAAGUUAGAAAGAGAUAGAGGGCUACAAGCUUUGGAAGGGAAACUGAAAGAUACUUCGAACUUUACUUCAGAUAUUCAACAAGUAGAGGAUUUGCAAAACUCUUUGAUCGAACUUGUGACAUCGACGGAUGGAGCCUGGGAGACACGACAUGGUGGUUUGACAGGAAGCAAGACAUCUAUUUUGAACAAUCUCGGCUCGGAUGAUUUUUGUGAGACCCUCAAAAAAAAAGCAUUAAAAUUAAUGCAUGAUGACGAAGCGAGGGUCAGGAUUGCUUCAGGAGAGGUACUUGGUGCCCUUUGUUCAAUGAAAGGUACAGGAGUUUUUGUGGCCUGCUGUGAUGAAAUCUUGAAGAAUGUGGGUGAAAAUUUGGAGAGAAGAUUGCCUGACCCUGAAGAAGUAGCUGAAGGACUUAUGCAUAAAUUAACUGGUAGUGAAAAGGAGACAGGUGAAGAAAAGCACAAAAAAACAGAUGCUGCACAGAUAUUUCAUGAUACUGCUGGAUGGAAACAUUUGGAGACAAGCAUGAGGUGUCUUCAAUCAGUGAUAGAAGGAUGUGGAAGAGCCUUUAAUGAAUACAUCACUCAGGACCUUCUAGAUCUGAUAUUUCAAGCAUUAAACCAUACAAACAGAUUUGUGAGAGAGACAGGUUAUCAACUCUGUGCAUCACUUGUUAGCCUGGGAAGAAAGCAAGAUGAGUCGUCUGAAGGUACAGAGUCUGUCAAAAUAGAUGUUAAAGAAAAUGCAAUACUCAAACAUGGAGAUCAGUUUUCAGAUUACCUGAAAAAAGGAUUGUCUGACAACUGGAGCCAAGUUAGGUUAGCAGCCUCUGUAGCCACGCGGCAGUUCUUUCAGACUCUGCCCAGUAAAGAAUCAAGAGAGAGGUUCUUCCCCAAGGUACUACCAGCCAUGUGUCUGAACAGGUAUUAUGUGGCAGAAGGUGUUAGAAUAUACUCCCAGCAAAGCUGGAAAAUGAUAGUUGGAACAGAAGGAAAGCAUAUGGUGGAAAAAUACAUCACAGAGACAGUUGAAUUUUAUAUAAGUCAAACCAAGGCAGACAACCAUGCUGUUAGAGAGGCAGCUUGUGCCUGCAUAGCUGAACUUGGGACUAAGGUUAGCCAAGACAGUUUAAGGUCGCAUGUGUCAGAACUUCUUCAGGCUUUGGUGUUUUGUUUCAAAGAUGACAGUUGGCCUGUAAGGGAUGCUGCUUGUGUGGCCUGUGGAAAUUUUGUGCUGUGUUUUCCUCAGGAGUGCAGUUCCAGCAUGGAUGAACUGUAUCCUUUAUUUUUUGAGAAUCUCUCAGACAGCAUCCCUUCAGUAAGGCAAGGUGCAGCAGUGUCACUUAGUAAUGUUGUUAAAGCUUAUGGGGAAACUGCACUGAAUAUUGUUAUUAAGAGAGUGACAGAAGGUCUACAAGGAAUUGAGAAGCAGGAAGCCACCACAGAAAAGUAUACAGGAGUAGAGAAGGGCCCAGCCACAUUUGGAGUUAUAAAAAGACUGAGAGACAAUGAUAUGGAACUACAUACAAACAGACAGAUGUAUUCCUGUGGGUCUCUUGCUCCUAAAAUGAGAAGAGGAGGUGGAUGUGCAGAUCAUCUUUUCAGAAGACCUGCUGAGCCAUGGGAAAGGGCUGAUGGUUGUGUGGAUCUUGUUGCUGAGCUUUCAACUAAUCCCAAGGCUCAUAAAGAAGUGAUCACCUUAAUGCCACUUGUAGCAGAGGCAGCCCACUAUAAACAUUAUACUCAGCAUCUACAUCUACUGGAAACUGUGUGCACACAGCUACCAGUUAUAGCCAAAGGAAUAGGAAAGAAUCAAUUCAAAAGACAUUUUGAGCUUUUCAUUGACUCAAUCUUUUACAGUCUGAAAAGUGACAAUGCACUAACAUCCACAGCAGCUUCUGAAUGCCUUUCUCAGUUAAGCUCAUUGCUGGGUCCUUCGAUACUUAGAGGACGGAUAGAAAUGCACAACCCCAGUUAUCUUGAUCUUUUGCCGCCAACUCCACCAGGACAUGUGUGAUUUACAAGGCUGGAUCCAGCACACAACAAUUCUUUUUGUUUCCAGGCUCCUUGCAAUGCUUUUGCUGUGAAUAAAGGAAGGGAAAAAGACAAUAAUUAUUACCUCUGAAUCAUCAGAUUAUUAUUCUUUUCCAUCACUUUAAUAUGGGAAAGAGAAAAUGGUUCUCCAUAUUUCAGUAAGCUUGGUUGAUUGACUUAGAUAGUUACAUCAAUACCAAAGAGUCUAUAAAAGAAUCUGGUGUUGUUGUCUUAACUCUUAAAUUCUUAUCAUCAGUAUGUAUAUUCUCCACACAUUUCCAAAAGUGCUGACAUGGAGAAUUUGUUUAACAGAUUUGUUCUUUAUUUGGUGAUCAUUUUGUUUAUUCUCCUUUUUGUGUGUGAUUGAGGGGUGAUAUUGUAAGGAGAAAUUAGAUGCAGGUCACGCUUAGGGGUCAAAGGGUUAUAGAUUGUUCAAAUAUCAGACUGAUAUUUUAUGCACCAGGUUUAACAGUGAUAAUAUCAGGCUGAUGUAUUGCAUGCAAGAUUAAAAUAAUUCCAUACAAUAAUAUAUUUUUAUUCUCUGUUCAAAAGGGUCAUUUCUUUCUCCUGCCAAGGACUGCAUCUUUUUCAUCUUUCCUCCCUAAAAUGACCAGAUUUCCAGAGAAGUGAUUUUAGAUAACUCCAUGUUUGAUUUCAGUGCUUGACAUCCGGUUCUCGUUUUCAACAACAAACUGAUAGGGUUGUUAUGACCUCUUUGUUUGAUUCAGGGGUGAUACUCUUGUGAGAAAUAAAAUACUUGUCGUUCUUUGGAUCAAGGUUACUUCCCACCUACAGAAGCAGAAAAAAAAAUUUUUUUCUUUUUUUUUUAAUGAGUUAAAGGCAGACAUUUUGCGAACGUUUCCAAAGAAAGAAUUAAAAUCU
Messenger RNA from Pocillopora verrucosa, 2969 nucleotides. The record is from RefSeq and is a predicted model, not a curated record. Lineage: Eukaryota; Metazoa; Cnidaria; Anthozoa; Scleractinia; Pocilloporidae.